AUGGUUUUUGCCGGAACGGAUGGUGCAGCUGUGACUUUAGAAUGGGCAAUGUCAAGUUUAUUAAACAAUCCUCAUGUGUUGGAAAAAGCAAAGAAAGAAAUAGACACACAUAUAGGGCAAGAACGAUUAAUAGAUGAGCCAGACAUCUCAAAGCUACCAUACUUGCAAAACAUUGUCUCUGAAACACUUCGUUUGCAUCCUGCCGCACCAUUGUUGGUUCCUCAUGAGGCUUCGAAUGAUUGCACCAUUGCUGGAUAUAAUGUUCCUCGUGGAACUAUUGUGUUAAUCAAUGCUUGGGGAAACCAUAGAGAUCCCCACUUAUGGAGUGAUCCAACAAGUUUUAAGCCAGAGAGGUUUGAAAAAGAAGGAGAGGUAAACAAGCUAAUUCCAUUUGGAUUAGGAAGACGAGCUUGUCCUGGAGCAAGUUUAGCUCAACGAACAAUAGGCAUGACCUUGGGCAUGUUGAUUCAAUGUUUUGAAUGGAAACGGGUGAGUGAGGAAGAAAUUGAUAUGACAGAAGGAGCAGGAGCCACCAUGCCAAAAAUUAUUCCUCUAGAGGCCAUGUGCAGAGCACGUCAUCCAAUUAUUAACAUGCUUUUUGGUUAA
Messenger RNA from Neltuma alba, 606 nucleotides. Its product is annotated as cytochrome P450 81E8-like. The transcript has a single exon. NCBI's taxonomy places the organism in Eukaryota, Viridiplantae, Streptophyta, Magnoliopsida, Fabales, Fabaceae. Gene Ontology annotation, molecular function: heme binding; oxidoreductase activity, acting on paired donors, with incorporation or reduction of molecular oxygen; iron ion binding. The coding region runs from base 1 to 606 and encodes 201 amino acids. The record is from RefSeq and is a predicted model, not a curated record.